AUGAUCGACGACUUCACCGAAUACCCCUGGACCUGCGAGGACAACUCGAUGGAUUUCAUCCACGCCCGCGACCUCUUCGCUUGCGUGCCCGACUGGUCUCAGUUCCUCGCGCAGUGCUACCGAACCACCAAGCCCGGUGGUUACGUGCAGGUGUUCAACCGGGCGGUGUGGCUGGAAUGCCACGACGGCUCGAUCCCCGCCGCCGAGAAGCACGCGAUGAAGCGCGAGUUCCGCGAAGCGGGCGAGCGGCUAGGGAAGACGGCGACGAUCAUCGAGCGGCAGCGCGAGGAGAUGGAGAAGGCGGGCUUUGUGGACGUCACGGAGACGAAGUUGAAGAUGCCCCUGGGCACCUGA
Messenger RNA from Blastomyces dermatitidis ER-3, 354 nucleotides. RefSeq names its product TAM domain methyltransferase. Gene Ontology annotation, molecular function: S-adenosylmethionine-dependent methyltransferase activity. Bases 1 to 354 code for a protein of 117 amino acids. NCBI's taxonomy places the organism in Eukaryota, Fungi, Ascomycota, Eurotiomycetes, Onygenales, Ajellomycetaceae. The record is from RefSeq and is a predicted model, not a curated record. The transcript has a single exon.